Messenger RNA from Aspergillus pseudonomiae, 1813 nucleotides. RefSeq lists its product as uncharacterized. The record is from RefSeq and is a predicted model, not a curated record. Gene Ontology annotation, molecular function: ubiquitin protein ligase activity; metal ion binding. The transcript has 4 exons. Gene Ontology annotation, biological process: proteasome-mediated ubiquitin-dependent protein catabolic process. NCBI's taxonomy places the organism in Eukaryota, Fungi, Ascomycota, Eurotiomycetes, Eurotiales, Aspergillaceae. Bases 199 to 1662 code for a protein of 487 amino acids. Gene Ontology annotation, cellular component: nucleus.
CGCCCCCCUCCCCGUCAUGCCGGCUACACCCUUCCUUAUUUAAAAAACGAGCCCAUAUAUCUAGCCACCACCUGUCGUGACACGUCUCUUUCUCCCAAUACACCGACAAGUUUUUCCUCACAAAACUCGCGGAACGACUUCAAGAAAACUUUUUGGCUCCCCCUUCUUAUCGGGAUCCGUUCCGACAGUCUUGCGCAAAUGUCCGAGUCAACUCUCGUCGGAACCAGGUCCGGACAGGGUUCCAACAACACAAACGCGACGCUUGGAGGUGAUGUCCCAGGGCUCUCCGAAACAUUACAGGGACAUGUCGACGAUAUCCGCGCGCUCUUACAAUGUGGCAUUUGCAUAAGGCCACUGUACGAACCCUUCACCCUUGCCUGUGGACACUCAUUUUGCUAUAGUUGUUUAACGUCAUGGUUUGCUGGCGGGAGAUCCAAUAAAACAUGCCCCGACUGCCGAGCUCCGGUUAAAACACCACCUGCCCCUGCAUACUUGAUCCGUGCUGUUGUCCAACUAUUCACGAGUCGUGCAGAGCUUUUAGAAAAGGGAGAGACGACGGCCGAGCAUACGCGCCAUCAACGUGAGGAAGCUGAAAAGUUGGAAAACGAUAAGAAGAACACACAUCCCAAAGUGGGCGGGUUAUUCCGCGGCGCAUUCAACAAAAAACUCCCCGUCGCGCAGCCCAUCGUUGACCUGGAGGAUAAUGUCAUUCGCUGCCCGCGCUGUUCAUGGGAAUUGGAAGACUCAAAUUGCGCACAGUGUGGAUACCGACGAGAUGAAUGGGCUAUUACAGAUACAUCAGACGUAUCAGAUGCAUCAGAUGCAUCAGAUUCAACCGAUUCACGUUCAACCGUUUCAAUUUUAACCGAUUCAGAGGAGAAUUCUGAGAUGACGGACUACUUGGAUGACGAACUCGAAGAUGGAUUCGGCGAAUUAGACGAUUUCAAUUGGAACGGUUUCCAGAAUGGGGUUCAUAUUCAGGGAAGAAUUGAAGUUAUUCCCCGUCAUUUAUACAACAUAAUUCACAAUUAUCAUCAGCACCAUCCCCCACACCGCCAUGUCUUUGCGCACAAUGGCCACAUCGAUGACACGUCUUCAACUGCUCAUGACACCGAAGAGACUGACGACUACUCGGAAGACACAGACAUGGACUCGUUUAUUGAUGACGAUGAACAUAUCGACCAGGAUCACGAUUCGGAAUCGGACAGAUCUACGGUAGUUGGAGGUCCCGAAACGCGAUACUUGCCAGAUCAAUAUCAAGUCCAGUUGAGCUCAGAGAUGACCAUGCCUCUGGCCGACGACUGUACCGAUGAUGAUCUGAGUAGCUUAGACGAGAUCCCAGAUAGCGAAGAGGAUGACGAGGAUGACGAGGAUGAAGAUGAUGAAGAUGAUGAAGAUGAUGAGCCUAUCCGCCCUCCCGUAAGCGGAAAUCGGCGCCGCGUAUUCCCAGCCUCUAAUGGGGCUUCAAAUUCGCCUGUCCUCUCGAGUCGAGCUCCGCGAGCUCCGAACGUGGAUCCCUACGCGAUGCGCCGGCAGGCAUCACGUAGUCAAACUACAAACACGGCAGGAACUUCCGCCUCGAAUGCAAUAACUCUAGACGAUGAUUCUGACGAAGGCCCAGUUCGACCGUUCCGAAGGAAUUGUCGGCAUGGCGCUCGUUAACACUCGUUACCCUUACAUUAGAUACGAUUUGACCAUAAUCCCGGAUGAUCUUCAAGGUGGAUCUUAUAGGACUCGUUAUCUAUAGCUUCUUUUAAGGGCAGAUAGAGACAGGUCGGACAAAGGAACAGGCUGCAUGGAUUAGUGCGGCUAC